Alligator mississippiensis (American alligator) is the source of this 2894-nucleotide messenger RNA. RefSeq names its product fibronectin leucine rich transmembrane protein 1 (gene FLRT1). The transcript has a single exon. Lineage: Eukaryota; Metazoa; Chordata; Crocodylia; Alligatoridae. The record is from RefSeq and is a predicted model, not a curated record. Gene Ontology annotation, molecular function: protein binding. Bases 8 to 2116 code for a protein of 702 amino acids.
UGGAUGGAUGGAUGGACAGAAUGGCAGAGCAUGGACAGACAGAUGGCAAGAGCCUAGAGGCAUAAACCCCACCCCUCAGACUGAGACUCCCCUUUCUUUCCCCCACAAACCACAGGUCCCGGAGCCCUCACCCCACCCCCCUGGCGCCAUGCGGGUAGCGCCCCCCGCAGUGACCCCGGCCCCCCCAGCAUCCCCGGAGCUGCACAGCUGGCGGGUGCUGUGCUGCAGCCUGGUGGCCCUGCUGGGAGCCGCUGCACUGGCAGGGGGGACACCGUGCCCAUCUGUGUGCCGCUGCGAUGGGGGCUUCAUCUACUGCAACGACCGGGGGCUCACAGCUGUGCCCGACAAUAUCCCCGAGGGCGCCACCACCCUGUACCUCCAGAACAACCGCAUCAGCAAUGCUGGGAUCCCUGUCCAACUCAAGGCCAAGCUGAGUGUCAGGGUCAUCUACCUAUACGAAAACGACCUGGACGAGUUCCCCGUCAACCUGCCCCGGUCCUUGCGGGAGCUGCAUCUGCAGGACAACAAUGUCCGGGCCAUCGCCCGUGAGUCCCUGGCCCGGCUCCCACUGCUAGAGAAGCUCCACUUGGAUGACAACUCUGUUUCCACCGUAAGCAUUGAGGAGGACGCAUUUGCCGACAGCGCCCGCCUCAAGCUGCUCUUCCUCUCCAGGAACCAUCUCAGCAGCAUCCCUUCAGGCCUGCCCCGGACGCUGGAAGAGCUGCGGUUGGAUGAUAACCGUAUCUCCACUAUCCCCCUCCAUGCCUUCAAGGGGCUCCACAAUCUCCGGCGCCUGGUGUUGGAUGGGAACCUCUUGGCCAACCAGCGCAUCGCCGACGAUACCUUCAGCCGCCUGCAGAACCUGAGCGAGUUGUCCCUGGUGAGGAACUCUCUGGCCGCCCCACCACUCAACCUGCCCAGCUCCCGGCUCCAGAAGCUAUAUCUCCAGGACAAUGCCAUCAGCCACGUGCCCUACAACACCCUGGCCAAGAUGCGGGAGCUGGAGAGGUUGGAUCUGUCCAACAACAACCUCACCACCUUGCCCAAAGGGCUCUUCGAUGACCUGGAUAGCCUCAGCCAGCUUCUUCUGAGGAACAACCCAUGGUUUUGCGGCUGUAACUUGAUGUGGCUGAGGGACUGGGUGAAAGCCCGGGCAUCUGUGGUCAACGUGAGGGGGCUGAUGUGUCAGGGACCAGAGAAGGUGCGGGGCAUGGCCAUCAAAGACAUCACCAAUGAGAUGGACGAGUGCUUUGAGGUGGGCGGGCCAGCCAAAACCACAGCAGCUGAUACAGCCGUCACCACGCCCCAAGGCUCCCUCUUCACACUCAAGGCCAAGCGGCCGGGUAUCCGCUUGCCAGACUCCAAUGUGGACUACCCGCUGGCCACAGGGGCUGGCGACAAGGCCCUGGUACUCACCGUCAAGCCGUUGACGGCUGACAGCAUCUGGAUCAGCUGGAAGGCCCUGCUCCCUGCUGCCUCCUUCCGCCUCAGCUGGCUCCGUCUAGGUCACAGCCCAGCAGUGGGGUCCAUCACUGAGACGCUGGUCCAGGGGGACAAGACUGAAUAUCUCCUGACGGCCUUGGAGCCCAAGUCCACCUACAUCAUCUGCAUGGUCACUAUGGAGACUGGUGAGGCCUAUGUGGCCAAUGAGACACCCGUGUGUGCCAAAGCUGAGACAGCUGAUGCCUACGGCCCCACCACCACCCUCAACCGGGAGCAGGGCGCAGACCCCUUGGCCGGACUACCUUUGGCAGGUAUUGUGGGCGGGGCUGUGGCACUGGUCUUCCUCCUCCUCAUCUUGGCGGCUAUCUGCUGGUACGUCCACCGGGCCGGCGAGCUGCUGAGAGGCCACCGGGCCUACAGCCGGGGUAGCCGCAAGAAGGAUGACUAUGUGGAGUCGGGUACCAAGAAGGACAACUCCAUCCUGGAGAUCAGGGGCCCUGGCUUACAAAUGCUGCCCAUCAACCACCACGGGGCCAAGGAGGAGUAUGUCAUUCACACCAUCUUCCCUUCCAACGGCACCAGCCUCUACAAAAGCACCCACACCAUCGGCUACGGCACAACGCGGGGGUACAGAGACGGGGGGAUCCCCGACAUAGAUUACUCCUACACAUGAUAGACAACCUCCUGCCCCUCUUUCCCCCGGCAGUGGAUCCUUCCACCCAGAACUCAUCAUUUUGGCCCCCCGUGACCCACCGGGGGAUGGAGCUGGGGCUGUGGUGGAUGUGAGGGACAACCCAACCUGGAGACUCUUUUGUAGGCCACAAAAAUUUGGCGGGAGGUGGGGGGAAGGGAUUAUCAAACAGACCUUGUUUCUAUUUAAUAUUGCAAGCCGGGAACCCGGGUGGAACUACGGAGCUCAAACUACCUGUUUCUACUCCCCUUCAUCGCUUCGUUCAGGGGUUAGGUUAAUUAAGCAACGGAAGAGGGUCACAAUCCACACCCCCCUCAAACGUCCUCAGUCACUGGCUCCUCAGCUUCGAGAUGAGAGGAGAUCUAUCUCCAGACAUCUGAGCUGUCCCAUCGCUGGGGAGGAAGAUAUAUAUUUUUAGGGCUGUUUUGUUCCGGCCGCAUCUUCUCCGGGUUGUGGAAAAGACACCAGUUCUUCAUGGUUUUCCCCAAAGGGGGUUUUUCUCAAGCUCUUGGGUUCUUCUUGGACCUAUCACCAGAUCUCAUCCCUACAUCCCUCCUGAGUGAAAAAAUAUAGCUGUCUCCAGAUGUCUCCAUCAUUCCCGCUCAUGGUUUGCUGGUGGGGAUGAUCCAAAGGUGAUGGUCUGGGGUAUGUGUGUGCCUGUGUCUUCAGGUCCUUGUUGCAUGGGGUCCAUGGAGGUGGGUGUAGAUCUCCAUGGGCACAACAGCUUUGGGGAGACCCAGGGAAGCAUCAGGACAUCCGG